Molecule: messenger RNA, 3709 nt
Organism: Laccaria bicolor S238N-H82
Lineage: Eukaryota; Fungi; Basidiomycota; Agaricomycetes; Agaricales; Hydnangiaceae
Exons: 12
Coding region: 1-3087 (1028 amino acids)
Source: RefSeq, a predicted model, not a curated record
AUGAACUCGAAGAGAUAUACGGCAAGGUCCACCUCGACAGUCGACGAAACGAGGGCCGCCUCUCGAGUGGAAAGCAUAGGGGCAUCCAUUCUGUCGGGUGCUUCAUCCACAAGUGUGCUCGGCGGGGAAAUUAUCAACUCGCAGAGGGACCAUAACAGGGCUACAUUCAUCAUCAACCUCUUAAUCAUUGGAAAGCCGUUAGAUAUUGGGGCACCUGACUCCGACACAUCGCGUUCCACAUUGGCCGUCAGCAAGCCUAGUACUUUGGGCACGGUAACAGACUUGCCUCAUGCUAGCACUUCAUCCAAGUUGGCUAGGGAUCUCCCCUGUCCUAGCACUUCAUCUGCAUCAGACCAAGAACAAAGCUUGCUAGAGGAGUUCAAUGCGUCCACAGAUUCAGGCUAUGGUAGUGAAGUAUCUUCCGAAAUCAAGCGUGGCGAACGUGCUGACCUUGAGCAGUCUCCAGACUCUCCGCCCAAUGAAGACGAGAAUCUCUUCGAAGAAGAGCCCAACGCCAUCUACGAGCGACACAUGUAUCUCAAAAAACAUGGCUUUCCUCUCUGGAUUCCUCAACCCAACAUGAGGCUUCCUCACUCAUACCGACGACAAGGUGUCAGCAUCGGUGAUGUUGGCAUCUUCGCAUGGGAUGGUAGCUUUGACUUCCUUUUCAAUGUCUGUCUCCCGGCAGGACAUCCUAAUAACCCUGACGAGUUGCCCGAAGGCUUCUCUUGCCUUACGCUCAGACCUACGGAUGUUUCCGAGGUCCGUGCGCAUUCUGCGCACAGCCAUAUGACAAGCGCGUCUGUACAAAAACAGGAUGGAGCAACAUUCGAGUGCUCCGGUUCUGAUGGUGCUGUUCUAACCAUGCCUCAAGGAGCUUAUCACGAAGACUUGAAAAAUAUCAGCAGAUUUAGAGAUUACGCAUUGACUCACGCUGAAAGCUGGUAUCAGUAUGCCAAUGGACCUUGCGGUCGGGAAAUUGGCAAUGGUCAACUUCACAUGGUAACAGGUUGUGAUAAGACCACUGCUUGGGGAAUUGCAACCUACUCGCAUCUCCAGUCGAAACGUCCUGAAGGCAGCGUAACCUUGUUGAACUUUGAAGCUGUUGGUAAUGAACAUCAUGGUCGGCAGCCUUAUGCUUGGGAUUACAAGGGCACAGUGGAGGCGAAGGUUGGUCCCGAAGAAGAUGAGCUUGUGGACCUAGGGGUUCAAGGUUCUGCCCCUCUUCGAAAUCAGUGCACCUUCGUUCGAUCUCUUACCCCUACGCUUGGUCAUGAUGACUGGGAACGUCUGCAAUCGAAGAUAGUGGCUUCAGCGAAAGAUCAAGCAUCGGAGCAGUCCCCCAAGAACCCUAUCACAUCAGUUUUAGGUGCCAUAAGCUCACUUCCAGUAAUAUCAUCUGCAAGGCCACUUAAGCUCCUUAUGUGGCUACGGUCGCGGAAGUACUUCGAAGCUGACCGAUUCAGUGACUCCUGCACAGGUCAGCAUUUCCACUUGUUUCAUGCCCCUCUUCGUAUCCUUACUAUCUUGAUGAAGCCACUAUCAGCUCACCCCGCGACCUACGUCACUGACAUGAUACUACAAAAGUGCCCCAAAGCCAAGGUUGUAGUCGUCCAUGACAGCGACUGGUGCUCUGUAAUCCGAGACUCAUGCAAGACCUUCCGCAUCGACUUCAAGAGGCAUUUGAUAUCGUUGAAGAGAAGAAUGGGCGACCACGGUGAUUCGAGUGAUGAAGAUCAACAACCAGGGCCUUCGCAUAUUUUCGACCACUUUGCGCCUCCAUCCCCUUUGAAAAUGAAGGGCGACUAUUCUUCGUUCUUCAAGGACGGUGAAGAUGAAAAUAUCAAGUUUGAUGAACAUUAUGAUUCUGGCGAGGCGAAUGACGAGGAUAAUCCCAUGCUGGAUGCUGCCUUCCUCGAUUCCAUCCUUCCACAGUCACAAAAGGCGAAUCACAACGCCUCAUUCGCACAGCCUUCGCCCCUCAAGACGUCGAUUGAUGCCUACGACGACGACCCGAGUCCUGAUUCUAGCAAGCACGGUCUCACUAACAGUCCAGACGAUGUUGGCAUCCCUUUUCCCGCCAUGGAUCCACAUUCGUCACAAGAUAAUUUCAACAAAGCCAGGGGAAUGUCAAUGAGCAUUCCAAUUUCCGGCCAACAAAGCUUUUCUUUGGCUCCUCAGGCUACAAAUCCCUCCAGCUCUCGCAGAGUUUCUAGCUUUCCUGAUUUGCAACACGCGCCUGAUCUGGAUGUUGAUCUGGAUCGACUGGCAAAGGAGGACCCAUUGACGACGCAGAUUUGGCGAAGGUAUGCAAAGACGAAAGCAACAUCACCUCAUGCUCAGCGGAUGGAAAAUAUAACCUGGAGGAUGAUGGCGCUGGCCCUCAAGAAGAGGAAAGAAGACGAAGAAUUUAAAGCUACCGAGCGGCCUGCAGAAGUGGAAGAGGCCCCUCUCCAUGAUCAAACGUUAGUUCGUCUCCGCGAGGCGCCCCAAGUUGAACAUAAGCCGGACAAUGUAGGCGAACCAGAUCAAAGAGGGCGAAGAACUGAUAAAGGGAAAAGAGUACGGUUCUAUCCUUCCUCUAAUCUCGAAAAUAGUCAGGUGUGCAUCCAUCCGCACCUUGGAUUAUCAUCUGUUCCUGCCAUCAAUUAUGAUGUUAUGGAUCACCCAUCCUCUAUCCUCGAUCAUCAUCAUCAUCAUCGCAUCUCCAGCCGCAAUCUCACGGAACCAGCUACAACUCCUGUACUCAGGAAACUGAGCAUCGUGUCUGAACAUUUGCCCUGGACUAUCAGUAUCUCAGCGUCGAAUGGCUCUUACGUCACUGUUGGAGAUGUACUGGAGGGCGUGUACAACGCACUGCAAAAGAACAUCACACCUGGGGAGUACAGCUCGCUUAGUUCACAUAACAAGCGCAGAGCUGCUCAGGCAUACGAGCAGCGAUACCGCAGGCAUCGCAGCUCCCAAGCAUAUGACCUGGAGAAACGUGGGGGGAUGAAACGCGUUGAUUUUCUUAUGGGAAGGACCAAGUUCUGGGGAUUGGCCAUGACAAGCCAUGGAUCACACAUGUGGCAGCUCAGUGUUACAUGACCUCCCCUCGAGUUCCGGUCAUCAAUACGAUUUGCGGCACCCUGCCAGUAUCGGUGAACGAUCUCUUCAUGGACCUCCGGCUCCUCCUCCCUUUGCUCCAGCAAACUAUCCCCAACCGCCCUUCAGCGGCGGCGAUCAUCACCCAUAUGUAUCGAAGGCUUCUUCUCGCUCUCGUCUAUUUACCAAGAAUUUAUUCUCUUCCCUCUUCUGCUGGACUCGACCCUGACCCAAUGGACUUGACCUUGCGCAAUAAAUUUAUACCCCAUGGAUUUAUACCCGCUAAGAGAUGCGCCAUGUACCGCGCAUUGCGUGUUCUCUUUGGAUCAGACCUUGUUGUCUUUGGAAAUGGUGCUGUUAUGAGACACCAUCCCAUUAUCAUACCGCCAGAUGUCGUGGCAGUGUGGACUUUUCGUUAUUUUUAUUGCCUUGCUGUGCUCCUCCACCUUUCGCCUCUCGUACAGAUCCAUACACAUCUAAUGCGCCUCCACUGUUACUGUUGAUCUUCCAUAGACACCUCAUACCCUUUAUACACAUACGACUUGUACGUUGAUGAAACCGGUGUCCUAAGUGACACCCUUCCUGCGUUCGACGUGAUUGUUGAAAUUUCAUUUUGCCUUGAACG